GUUUUUGCUUUUUCCGAACCGGUAUAUUCAAUUUUGUCUAAAAAUGCAUCCUCCAGCCCACUUACCCGGUUCCGGAUGCUCACCGGAUACAGCAAAAAGCAUGAUAGAUGGAGGAAUGGUGCGUCUCUUACCGGCAUUCUUCAAGUGAUUGAUUUGGACCAUCCCGAUGCUCCUAAAAUUGUUAAUCUUCUAUCGAAGGCUUUGGUCCUUUGGAAAGCUCGUCAAGGGCGGCCAAUGCUAGUGAGCAAGUUAUUAAAUCCGAGGGUCCGAAUAAGAAGAAAACUACGAGUGUCAAGUGAGAGACAUGAUGAACAAAGCCGCAUUUGUCGCGGAGACCAUAGAGCAUAA
This is a messenger RNA of Dovyalis caffra, 348 nucleotides long. The record is from the annotation of a GenBank genome assembly. Lineage: Eukaryota; Viridiplantae; Streptophyta; Magnoliopsida; Malpighiales; Salicaceae.